GGCGGCUUGGACGAGCCCACGCGGGGAGGGGGGAGACGCCGCCUUCCCCGAGCCUUGGUACAGGCCGGGGCGGAGCGAGAUCCAGGCAAGAAGCCGGCCUGCCAUGGAGGUUCAGCGCUGGCUGCCGCUGGAGGCGAACCCCGAGGUAACGAACCAGUUCCUCCGGCAAUUGGGCAUCCACGCCAGUUGGCAGUUCGUGGACGUCUAUGGGUCCGACCCGGAGCUGCUCGGCUUGGUGCCCCGGCCCGUCUGCGCCCUGAUGCUGCUCUUCCCGGUCACCGAGAAGUAUGAAACAUUCCGGAUGAAAGAGGAAGAGACGAUCAAAGCUAACGGACAAGAAGUCAAACCGGGUGUCUAUUUCAUGAAGCAGACCAUCAGCAACGCCUGCGGAACCAUCGGCCUCAUUCAUGCCAUUGCAAACAACAGGGAUAAAAUUGACUUUGAAAAAGAUUCUUCGCUGAAGAAAUUCCUGGACGAGUCGGUGCCGAUGAGUCCCGAACAAAGAGCCAAAUACCUAGAAACUUAUGAAGCCAUCCGUGUGACGCACGAAUCCAGUGCUCAUGAAGGCCAGACUGAGGCACCAAGUAUAGAUGAGAAAGUAGAUCUUCAUUUCAUCGCUUUAGUGAAUGUUGAUGGCAUUCUUUAUGAACUAGAUGGACGCAAACCUUUCCCGAUAAACCACGGGCAGUCCAACAUCGACACUUUUCUAGAGGAUGCCGUAGAAGUUUGCAAGAAAUUCAUGGAGCGUGAUCCAGACGAAUUGAGGUUCAAUGCAAUUGCCUUAGCAGCGGCCUAAAAUCACUGUUACGUAAGGGGAAAUGGCAUCUAACGCACUGUCACAAAAAUUAUGUUUUAGCCGCAAAUCAGCAACGAUCAAAAUUUUGAUAACAUGGAUGUGAAUUAAAUUUUGGAUUACGCUUUG
This is a messenger RNA of Crotalus tigris (Tiger rattlesnake), 922 nucleotides long. RefSeq names its product ubiquitin C-terminal hydrolase L3 (gene UCHL3). Gene Ontology annotation, cellular component: cytoplasm. Gene Ontology annotation, biological process: protein deubiquitination; ubiquitin-dependent protein catabolic process. Lineage: Eukaryota; Metazoa; Chordata; Lepidosauria; Squamata; Viperidae. The record is from RefSeq and is a predicted model, not a curated record. The transcript is spliced from 9 exons. Gene Ontology annotation, molecular function: cysteine-type deubiquitinase activity. The coding region runs from base 104 to 796 and encodes 230 amino acids.